AUGACACUCGCUAAUAGAGGAUGCGCAUUUGGGAGUGCCCUAAAAAAUAAUGCCUUUUGUCCCGAUAUCAAGGAAAAACUAGGGCUUGAUGCUCCCGGCCUCACAAGGGCAAACCCAAGAACGAGGGCUUUUAUAUCGGCGUCUUCAGGAAGAACAAGGAUAUUCGCUCUUCCUCCUUCCAAAUCGUCUAAUUCUUCAUCAGCUCUUGUUGAAUACAUGUCUUCCAAAUCAAAUCAGGAAGAUGAGGACCUCGAGAUGGACGACUUUGUAUUGCCCCCAUCUGAGUCAACUCGAAUCUUGAAGGACAAGGAAAUAAUUUGUGUGAAAAGAAAAGAAAUGGCUUUGGUUGAAGCAAUACAGGGGGCAGAUGCUGAGUUUGAUAAGGAAACUGGAGGAUGCCAAAGUGAAUCUGAGGAUGCUAAAGAUGAAAAGUUGGAAGAUGAACCUUCACCUAUACAAACAACUUCCAAGAAAAUAAAAGCCUCUAAAACAUCUAGGAGCUCAAAGAAGAAGAAACACCGAACAGUGAUGGAUGUUGUUGAAGAUGAAGUUGUGACAGAGGAAAACAACAUUAAUAAUGACAAAUUUUGUCCCAUGAAAAUCAUUAAACCACGCAAGAAGAAGGGAGUGCUGAAACAAUCCUUGUAG
Molecule: messenger RNA, 648 nt
Organism: Lactuca saligna
Lineage: Eukaryota; Viridiplantae; Streptophyta; Magnoliopsida; Asterales; Asteraceae
Source: the annotation of a GenBank genome assembly